UUUGCUCUAAUGGUUUGACGCCAUCUUACUUCGCUCCUGGAGGAGAGAGGGAGCAGAACCCCCCCCGAUUUAUCGAGGAGGUGGAGUGUACUGCGGGUGAUUUAUACACGUUUUGUAUACGGAUUGUCUUCUAAAUUGUUUACUUCAGAGUGCUGGCGAAUAAAGGAGUAUCCAGCCGUUUCACACAGAUUAGGAAGCUGUGCUGGCAGCAGGCUGAGCGAGUAACAUGGCGACCCAGUCUGAUCUGAUGGAGCUGGACAUGGCGAUGGAGCCAGACCGCAAAGCAGCAGUCAGCAACUGGCAACAGCAAUCGUACCUGGACUCUGGUAUCCACUCUGGAGCCACCACAACUGCCCCUUCUCUCAGCGGGAAGGGCAAUCCAGAGGAUGAGGAUGUGGACAACCAGGUGCUGUAUGAGUGGGAACAGGGAUUCAAUCAGAACUUCAACCAGGACCAAGUGGCAGACAUUGAUGGCCAGUAUGCCAUGACCAGAGCCCAGAGAGUAAGGGCGGCCAUGUUUCCAGAAACACUGGAUGAAGGCAUGCAGAUCCCUUCCACACAGUUUGAUGGAGCACACCCUACCAAUGUUCAGCGCCUGGCUGAACCCUCACAGAUGCUCAAACAUGCAGUGGUCAAUCUCAUCAACUACCAGGACGAUGCAGAACUGGCCACACGUGCCAUCCCUGAACUUACAAAGCUACUCAAUGAUGAGGAUCAGGUUGUGGUAAAUAAAGCAGCAGUCAUGGUGCAUCAGCUGUCAAAGAAAGAGGCAUCGCGCCAUGCCAUCAUGCGCUCUCCUCAGAUGGUUUCAGCCAUAGUGAGGACGAUGCAGAACACCAAUGAUGUGGAAACAGCCAGAUGCACCGCCGGCACACUUCAUAACCUCUCCCAUCACAGAGAGGGGUUACUUGCUAUCUUCAAAUCAGGAGGAAUUCCUGCUCUUGUCAAAAUGCUUGGUUCUCCAGUGGACUCUGUACUGUUUUACGCCAUCACGACCCUUCACAACCUGCUACUACACCAGGAGGGAGCCAAGAUGGCUGUCCGUCUGGCUGGAGGCUUGCAGAAGAUGGUGGCCUUGUUAAACAAAACAAACGUCAAAUUCCUUGCCAUAACAACAGACUGCCUUCAGAUUCUGGCCUACGGCAAUCAAGAGAGCAAGCUUAUCAUCCUCGCUAGUGGAGGCCCCCAGGCUCUGGUCAAUAUUAUGAGGACGUACACAUAUGAGAAACUGCUGUGGACCACUAGCCGUGUGCUAAAAGUAUUGUCUGUAUGUUCCAGUAACAAGCCUGCCAUUGUUGAAGCUGGUGGUAUGCAGGCACUGGGUCUCCACCUCACAGACCCCAGUCAGCGACUGGUUCAGAACUGUCUGUGGACCCUCAGGAACCUCUCAGAUGCUGCCACCAAACAGACGUCCUUAGCUGAAGUAGAUGUGCUGCAGGAGGGCAUGGAGGGUCUGUUGGGCACGCUGGUUCAGCUCCUUGGUUCCGAUGACAUCAACGUAGUUACUUGUGCUGCUGGCAUCCUGUCCAACCUUACCUGCAACAACUACAAGAACAAAAUGAUGGUAUGCCAGGUGGGUGGCAUCGAGGCUUUGGUGCGUACAGUCCUGCGUGCUGGAGACCGGGAAGACAUUACUGAGCCGGCUAUCUGUGCCCUUCGCCACCUCACCUCCAGACAUCAGGAUGCAGAGAUGGCCCAGAAUGCAGUGCGACUGCACUAUGGUUUGCCAGUUGUUGUCAAACUCCUACACCCCCCUUCACAUUGGCCUCUUAUAAAGGCAACUGUUGGUUUGAUCCGUAAUCUGGCUCUGUGCCCUGCAAACCACGCACCUCUUAGGGAACAGGGUGCCAUCCCUCGAUUAGUCCAGCUGCUUGUCAGAGCCCAUCAAGACACCCAAAGACGCACCUCCAUGGGUGGCACACAACAACAGUUUGUGGAGGGAGUUCGUAUGGAGGAAAUUGUGGAGGGUUGCACUGGAGCAUUACACAUUCUUGCUAGAGACAUUCACAACAGGAUUGUCAUCAGAGGACUCAACACCAUUCCAUUGUUUGUCCAGCUGCUAUACUCCCCCAUUGAGAACAUUCAGCGUGUAGCUGCAGGCGUCCUUUGUGAGUUAGCCCAGGAUAAGGAGGCGGCCGAGGCCAUUGAGGCAGAGGGUGCUACUGCUCCUCUCACAGAGUUGCUUCACUCUAGAAAUGAGGGUGUUGCCACGUAUGCUGCAGCAGUGCUGUUCCGCAUGUCUGAGGAUAAACCCCAGGACUACAAGAAGAGGCUGUCUGUGGAGCUUACCAGUUCUCUUUUCAGGACUGAGCCCAUGACCUGGAACGAGACUGGAGACUUGGGUCUGGAUAUUGGUGCUCAGGGAGAACCUCUUGGCUACAGGCAGGAUGCUGUAUUGUCUGAUCUGAAUGAACCUGCAUUGUGAUUUGGCCUGUAGAGUUGCUGAGCGGUCUCAAGAGAGUGGGCUAGUUUCUCUGGAAGUGCCUGACACACUAAUACAAGCUGAGUUUCCUAUGGGAACACGAGCAAGUAAAACUUUUUGUUCUGGUCCUCAUUGGUCAGUUUUAACCGCAAACGAGUUUCGGUUGGGUGAGUGACUCAAAGAAAGCUCAAGAGGUGGAUCAUGAGAUGGAAUUUUCAACCUUAGCCUUGCCUGUAAUUUUAUUUUCUUUUUACAUUUUUAUUUUUAUUUUUUUAAGGAUUCUUGAGUCUAAUGGUACUUAUCUAGCUUGCUUUGAUACUUGUCUUUUAUUUUGCAGUAAUUUGUAUUCUUUUCAGAUCUCUCUCAUAGUGUUAAAUUAUAGUGGUAAUGCUCCAUCAAUUAAAAUUUUAUCAAGUUUAUGGUGUAGAACACUAAAUAAUCAGUUGAAUUGUAUUCUGAUCAAGUGUAACAUUGUGUAGCUUUUGUAUAAAACCAAGAAUGGGAGAAAUGGUCCAAAUAUCGGCUUUCUUGCUUUAAGAUCACUGUUUCCAGUGUCACAAAUGUUCCAAAGGGUCUGCAAUCAGAGGGGGCCAGUUAUUUUUAUUUUAUUUUUGUUUAUUUUUUUGUUUUUUUCCCUCCGUUUUUUGAUGGUAGCUAUAGAAGGUUUUGAAAAGAACCCCUAAUUAUUGUAGCCUGCUGUGUUUAUUGGAGACAUGGUUAUGACAUGGCUAAUCAAUAAAAUAAUGGACAAACUUAA
This is a messenger RNA of Astyanax mexicanus (Mexican tetra), 3179 nucleotides long. It is a transcript of the gene ctnnb1, whose product is annotated as catenin (cadherin-associated protein), beta 1. The transcript is spliced from 16 exons. Gene Ontology annotation, molecular function: alpha-catenin binding; protein phosphatase binding; cadherin binding. Gene Ontology annotation, biological process: cell adhesion; positive regulation of transcription by RNA polymerase II. Gene Ontology annotation, cellular component: catenin complex; adherens junction. NCBI's taxonomy places the organism in Eukaryota, Metazoa, Chordata, Actinopteri, Characiformes, Acestrorhamphidae. The record is from RefSeq and is a predicted model, not a curated record. Bases 227 to 2425 code for a protein of 732 amino acids.